GUCGCUGUCGUUGUCGGUUGUGCUAUCGGUGCGUGUCCAUGUCCAUGUCCCUACCACAUUAUGUGGCUGCCACAUAGCUGUGAGUCCCUGUCCCUGUCCGUGCCCCAGUGUGACUGCUAAACGGAAAUAUUUCCCAAAUCCGUGGCGUUAUUAACCCACGGACAGACUCAAAAGAAAUCCCAAAAACAAGCCAAAAGAAAUGAAAAGAAAGGACUCCGAUUGUUGCAUGGUUUUGAUUUGAUUGGUAGAUUGACGGUUUCGGUUUGACUGAUUGAAGGCAACAGUUGUUGAGGCGGCAAUGCUUGGGCCGCGCUCCCCGGCCUCGUCGAUCCGUGAAUUCCUUGCCUUUGGCUAAUUAUGGCGCAUUGCGCAAUCGAUUCGAUUGUUGGCUGAAAACAUAAAGAAAGAAGCGAAACUCAAAGAGAAAGGAGCCCCCAAAGGGAGCCACAGGACUACAGGCAGAACUUCCCAACAGGCAGGACUCGCUGAAGGACCCUCGAUGAUGAUGACGUUGAUGUCAUUUGGAAGUCAUUUCGCGAAAAGAAGCCAUUAUUAAACCUUAAAAUCGUAAAACAGAAACGAAAGAGGAAUACCAUCCGCAGAGGGAAUCCAUCAACAGGAGAAGAGCAACGUGAAAUAUGUCGCCGAAGGAGUACCAGCGACCGGUGAAAGGCUCGGGCACGGGCACGGCCAUGGGCAUGUCCUGUGUGCCGCUGUGGCUGUGGCAGCUGCUGCUGCUCCUCCUCUUGGACUGCGGCGGCAUGGCGGUAUUCGGCGAGGUGCCGCCGCACUACUGGGAGACGCCGUACUCACAGCCAUAUUUUGACAACUCCUCGAGGCGCGAGGUCACCGCCACCGUGGGCCAGGCGGCGCUCCUCCAUUGUCGCGUUCGCAAUCUGGGCGAUCGAGCGGUCUCUUGGAUACGCAAGCGGGACCUGCACAUCCUCACGGUGGGAAUUCUGACGUACACGAAUGACCAGCGCUUCCAGUCGCUGCACUCCGAGGGAUCCGAUGAGUGGACACUGCGCAUUUCGUCGCCACAGCCAAGGGACUCGGGCACAUACGAGUGCCAGGUGUCCACAGAGCCAAAGAUCAGCCAGGGCUUUCGCCUGAAUGUCGUGGUGUCGCGGGCCAAGAUUCUGGGCAACGCGGAGCUGUUCAUCAAGAGCGGCAGCGACAUCAAUCUCACGUGCCUCGCAAUGCAGUCGCCAGUGCCCCCGUCGUUCAUCUACUGGUACAAGGGCAAGCGGGUGAUGAAUUACUCGCAACGCGGUGGCAUUAACGUCAUCACAGAGCGCUCGACGCGCACCAGCAAGCUGCUCAUCGCCAAGGCGACACCUGCGGACUCUGGGAACUACACCUGCUCCCCGAGCAGCUCAGAUUCUGCCUCGGUGGUGGUGCACGUCAUCAACGGUGAGCACCCGGCGGCCAUGCAACAUGGCAACAGCAGCGCCAGCUGCCUCCUGCGCCGCCUCCGUCUCCGCCACACAUCAGCAGUGCCUUUGCCUUUGCCACUGGUCGCCAUCGCCACGACGAUGUGGUUGUUGGCGGCGGCUGUCAGCUGCAACUGGAGCAACAUUGCCGCAGGCCUCCUGAAUGUCUGCAGUUGGAGCUGAUGCAACAGCGCCAGAGGAAGCAGAAGCAACAUCCAGAGCAGAAGCUGCCACAUGACUGCAUCUCCUGCUCCUCUUCCUCCUCCUCCUCCUGCUUCAGCUCCUUCUGCUCCUGCUGCUCCUUAAGGAAUGCAUUUAAUGCGGAGAGCCAGAGGACUCGCAGCAGAGGCGGCGUUUAUUACGAACUAUAGUGUAUAUACAGUGUGUCCUUUGAACGAAGAGUAUUAUCUAUAAGACAUGCAUAUAUGUAUAGGGUAUACAUCCCAUCCAUCCCUGUUGCAAGAUGCAGAAGCAGAAGCACUAACAGGCGGGUGGCAGUAUUACGAUGGAACUUUUAACCAGGAAAACAGAGGAAACGAGAUACAAGUCCUCUGGCAACAGCACGCACUGUAGAGGUGCCUGCUGCGAGGAAGAGGAAGAUACUCUUAAUAAAGGAAAGAGGACUCCUCCCACAGCAUGUGCCUCCCAUAGAAACCCCAUCCUAAAACCACUUUCAAGGUUCUUAUUUUUCUUGCAAUUACAAGUUUUAAAUGAACGACACAGAAAUGCGUCCGAUUGUGCCUCGACAGAAAAAGAAAAAGAAAAAGGUUCUCCUGCUUUUAGAUAAAUGUCUGGAUUCCAGAUCACAAAUACCUGCAGUUUAGGCAUCAAAUUCCAACUCUUAAAAGUCCUUUCUUCGUUCCUUGAGAUUUCUUUAUGAAAGAUUGACUUAACUUUUGAAUUCUUCCAAAUUGUAUGCCUCAUCCCCACGCAGCACACUCUAAAUGAAAAAACAAAAAGGAGGACAAGUUAUAUAGACGAUUAUUCGGUGUAUUUUAUGGAUAGGAUUUUUAUCUGGUUGUCAACCGCUAAAGAAAAA
Drosophila subobscura is the source of this 2472-nucleotide messenger RNA. RefSeq names its product limbic system-associated membrane protein (gene dpr4). The transcript has 6 exons. Bases 639 to 1616 code for a protein of 325 amino acids. Gene Ontology annotation, cellular component: neuron projection membrane. The record is from RefSeq and is a predicted model, not a curated record. Lineage: Eukaryota; Metazoa; Arthropoda; Insecta; Diptera; Drosophilidae. Gene Ontology annotation, biological process: synapse organization.